GCUUAGUUCGAGGAACACAAAUCUAGGCUCAGAUAACCAUACCGCCUGCGUUAACCUUAAGCACUAUGGGGAAGACAAAUAUCUGAUCGUGUAUCAGUGGGUAGGGGCGAUUUCUAGCCUAAUUGUAUUAGACUAUGAAUUACCAUACAGUUAACAGUAAAAUGUCAGUUUACGUACAUUUAAAGUAUGUGUAAUACUGUCCAGAAUUGUUUUUAUUUUAAAGUAGCCAAAUCAGUAUUUAAUGUAACAGUAACACAUAUGUAACGUUUAAUCGUUUUUCUUAUUCAUAUAUAUUCAGAAAGCACUUUUCAUGAAAAAAAGAUACAAAACAACGAGUCUUGGCGACUUUGCUAUAGUGCCUAUAAAUGUUCACUUGUCGAAACUUCAAAAAAAAACCAAAAAUACGGAAUGUUGAGUUUGCAAUGUAUGCAUGUCAUUGUUCUUUGCUCUAGCAAGUUAUGUGCAGAUUAACGAUCCGGAUGCAGUGUUAUGGAUGGUUGCCUAUGCUAUUCCAGCAAAUCUGUGUUUAUUGAUUGCCAUUAUACCACAUGUAACAGAGACACUACUUUGGAGGAGAAUUGCUAAACUUCAUAUGCUUAUUUCGACUGCUGUUGUUUCCAUGAUGGGAUGGACUCUGUAUAAAGAGCGCAUCAUAAAUAUCUUCCAGCAAGAGGAGGGAAGGGAAUUCUCUGGUCUCAUGUUGAUACUUGUCUGGCUUCUCCUGUGUCAACACUCUGGAAGUUCUAUUGGGGCUCUCAGACUGUCUGUUGCUGUUGCCAUCACAAUCUUCCCCUUUGUGGCCUGGCUGUACUACUACAUUAACAAGGAGCUGAGGACCAGCUGGCCCCCACAUUGUAAAGCUGCACUGUAGAUAUCCAUUCAUUAAGAUAGUCCAGUGAUGAGUGAGCAACAUAUCUGCGGGUUGGAACAUUUACAAGAGGAUAUGACCUAGCUACAGAGGCAGUAUGGAAAUCAUGAAUGCAUUGUUUAAAAAGACGCAUGUAAAAAACACCCCUGCUAAACCAUACAUCUAAAUAAGUGACAAUGUCAUAAAUUAGAAUGUAUAUGAUUGAUACAUUUUCCUUUUUUUUACUGGAAUCAUAAUUAAUAUUUUUGUUGUUGUAGGCAACCCAUUGCACUAAUGUGAUAUCUGGUGUAAUCACAAUCAAAUAAAGCAAUUUAAUAACAAAUAUAAA
This is a messenger RNA of Oncorhynchus mykiss (rainbow trout), 1196 nucleotides long. RefSeq names its product transmembrane protein 220-like. The record is from RefSeq and is a predicted model, not a curated record. NCBI's taxonomy places the organism in Eukaryota, Metazoa, Chordata, Actinopteri, Salmoniformes, Salmonidae.